Messenger RNA from Caenorhabditis briggsae, 873 nucleotides. Gene Ontology annotation, molecular function: DNA binding. The record is from RefSeq and is a predicted model, not a curated record. The transcript is spliced from 4 exons. Lineage: Eukaryota; Metazoa; Nematoda; Chromadorea; Rhabditida; Rhabditidae. The coding region runs from base 1 to 873 and encodes 290 amino acids.
AUGUCACAUAUCAAUCUCUACUCUCUUCCAACUGAUCAAAAGAACAUGAUUCGAUGUCGAUUUUGUGUGAAAGUCUACAAAAUUGACAAUGGAUCUAGUGGUUUUAUCCGUCAUCUUCGGUGCAAACAUCCGGAUUCUCUUUUUCAAAUGGGUGGCUCUCCCACUGAUAAUUAUUCUGGAAAAGAGCAAAAACUGAUUCAUAAUGAUUCGUUUAUAACUGAAGCUCCGCCCACUGAAAAUAAUAAUGACAUUGAUAUGGAAUUAGAAGGAAAUAACGAUGUUUUGUCCAUAAUGAUGCAAGAUAUGACCACGAGUCAGUUCAUUGCAAAUUUCAUGAACCAAGCGGAGUUUGAUGGUGAUGAAGAAAUUAAUCGAGUAGUGGAUAAACGCCCUCGAAUUUCUCAAACUUCAGUCAGCACAUCGUCAACUUCGAAUCUUCUGGAAACUAAUGAAGAACAAGAGCUUAAAUUGUUCGAUAAUCCACUUCACAUAUUUCUCAAUGACAUCAAUAAAUUAGCCGAACAAAAUGGAGAGUUCUCGGAGGCUAAUGAAGAAUCCAGCUCAUCAGCAAGUGCAGUAGACAUUUCGACUUCUACAAAAGGAUCUAGAGAACCUACUCCCAUAUAUAAGUCGGAUAACAUGGAAUCGCCACAAGUUUUCAACCCGUUGACCCCAUUUGGAUGUGUUUUCUGCCAAGCAUCCUAUCACCGAAUCAAAGACCUCACGAUCCAUUUGAACCGCGUCCACAGUACUCGUUAUCGCUGUAACUGCUGUUUAGCCCAGUUUGUGCAACCUCAACAUCUUGAACACCAUUAUUCCACCUGCCACGUCAUCGAGACACUAGGAAAACAGGAAGUUAUGAAUAAUCAAUGA